Molecule: messenger RNA, 942 nt
Organism: Histoplasma capsulatum G186AR
Lineage: Eukaryota; Fungi; Ascomycota; Eurotiomycetes; Onygenales; Ajellomycetaceae
Exons: 1
Coding region: 1-942 (313 amino acids)
Source: RefSeq, a predicted model, not a curated record
AUGUAUAACGGAUUGGCAACAAAAUUCGACGCUGUGUAUCAUGACCACCAAUCCGACAUCUCUAUAUUCGCCAAAUUCGCUGCUCCACAGCUUAAUGAGAAUUGUUUGGAUCUCGGUACAGGAUCUGGUCGGCUUUUGAUAGAGAUGAAGAAACACAUUGAAGAUGGAACUUGUGGAGGAAUUGAUGUGGCGGAACAGCUUCUAGAGAUUGAUGCCAAAUACAACAUCACAGCAGCAGGUUUCAUACCUCUGAACAACAAAAAAUCUGAACAGCGUGCAGUUGAGAAUCAAGGAUCUAAGAAAGUGAUACAUCUUGCCUGUGGAGAUAUCACAUGCAGUGAGGUGCUCAUGGCUGCAAAGCAGUGGCUACCAAAAGAUAUUGGUGGUUUUGAUAUCAUCACAGCCUUCUGGACAUUUGAGCUUUUACCACUGAACAAACGAAAAGAUGCCUUGAAUCUGUGGCGUCAAUCUCUGGCUCCAGGUGGUCGAUUGGUUCUGAAUUGGGUGCUGUUGAUUGAUGGCAUUGAGUGCCCCGCCAUGUACACCGAGAGUGAUGAUAGUGGUGUGACCACUUUACCCAACGGCAUGGUGGCUAGAUGCCGGGCUACAAAGAAACAUGUGAAGAUUGCGCCAGAUUAUCUCUGGGAAAUCUGUCUUGCACAGGCAAAGGAGGCGGUGGCUGAGUGUGGUUUUCAGGUGAAGACUCAUCGCCCUAUUUUCCAUAAAAGGCAAGAAGGACUGGGGGUUUUUGAAGAUGAAUCUGCCAGCUUCACCCAACUGAUUCGAACCAAGUUAAAUCUGUCCCGGAAGAAAAAAAUUCCAAUCGAGAAAAUGGUUUUAGAGCUGCGCAAUGAGCUGGAGGAAAGAAAGUCUGUUUUGAACAGUUCAACUAAAUUCAUUGAUCAUAAAAACCUCGCUACAAUGAUCAUCCUCACAGUUUAA